GGGGAGGAAGAGGAGGAGGGAGAAGCUGCUGUAAACGUCUCCGCUGUCAUGGUGCAUCCCGGUGGAUACAACUACACGGUGUGAGGAAGGAGCUUUGAGAAGACCUGCGACCGAAGUGUGAACGCCUCACCUCCUGAGAUAUGAUGAUGCAAUAUGGACAAGCUGCCUUGGAACAGAUAAACAGAGAAGGAUAGAGAGGAGCAAGAGGAGAUCGAAGCAGUGAAAUAGCGAGAGUCUUUAUCACAGACAUACAGAAGACACCAUGUCUGCCUCGACAAAGCAGGAGAGAACCAUUUGUGUUCUCCUCCCCAACAAAGAACAGCUGGACAUCACUGUCAGGCCAAAGUCCACAGGGCAGGAAGUUUUCAAUCGUGUGACAGAGCUUCUCGGAGUCAAAGAGCUGUUCUUCUUUGGCCUCACAGUGGUGAAGGACAAUGAGCACAUCUUUUUAGAUAUGGAGGAGAAACUGACCAAGUACUUUCCCAAGGAAUGGAGGCAAGAUUCAGGAAAGGCACUUCAGAAGAGACCUUUGCCUCUCGUACUCUUCCUCAAAGUGCAGUACUACGUGGAGAAUGGUAGACUCAUUUGUGAACGAAAGGCACGACAUCUAUACUACUCCGACUUGCGGGAGCGCAUGCUUCGCUCUGAAUGUCGUCAGCAGGAGGAGGUUUACUUCCAGCUGGCAGGUUACGCCUUGCAGGCUGACCUCGGCGACCACCCGCUGCCCAGGGAGUAUGGAGAGAUCACCCCGUACUUUGAACUCAAGGAUUACUUUCCCCCGUGGAUUGUAGCUAAGCGUGGGGUGAACUACCUCCUCUGCCAUGGGCCCAAAGUACACCAGGAGCUGUGGGGCAUGUCUGCCCGAGACGCCAUCCUCCUCUUUAUCAGGGAGUCGUGUCGACUGGAGGAUGUACCUGUCACAUUUUACAGACUGCAAAAGGAUAAAAAGGAGGAGAGAGGAACGGCUUUGCUCGGUCUGACCCUACGAGGAAUGCAGGUUUAUCAGGAGGUAAACAACACGCGACAGCAGCUGUACAACUUCCCCUGGUCAAACGUGGGACGUCUCACCUUUCUGGGUAAGAAAUUCGAGAUCCAGCCAGAUGGCUUGCCAUCAGCUCGGAAGCUGGUCUAUUACACUGGGUCGUCGUUCCGCUCUCGCCACCUCCUCCUGCACCUGAGCAGCUGCCAUCGCCUCUACCUCAGCCUCCAGCCGUCCCUCAAACACCUACGCCAUCUCCAGGAGAGCGAAGAGAAAAAGCGUUACAGAGAAUCGUACAUCAGCGAUGACCUGGACCUGGACCCCGCCGGCAGCGAAAGCAGCCCUGGUCUGUCCCGCCACUCGACCAGCAGCUCUGGGAUUGAAGCGGACGCCCGCCAACACAGCAUAUCCACGGAGCUGGCCUCUAUGGAGGAUGAGAGUCAGCAGCAAGGAGAGCAGUGCUUCAGCCCAGUAGAGAGCCGCAGCAGCUCCUGCACCUCCGGGUUCGACGCAAGCAGUAAGAGUCGAAUAGAAGAUGACGGGUGGCCAGAAGAAGGAAUCAAGAGCAAUGUUGAAAGUCCGAAGGAAGCUCUUGUAGACGAUCCUGAUGAGAUGUUUCAGUUGGCGGAUCUUCUUGAAGGAGUGUCAGUGGAUUGUGCAGAAGUCCCCUCAGUCACACACGUAUCCGAAAACAAAGUUACUCCACAAGACUCUGAUGAAAUUGGUAAAUUGCACAAUGAUGAUCUGUUAAAACAGAUGCUGAAAUCUAAAGCACACGUGUGCGUGGAUCGGCACAGCCACAGUCUAGAUGACAUCAGCCUCUUUCCACCUCCGACUCCCCUGGGGACGACGCUGCUGCCCGACUCCUCCCACAGCUACACCUUCGGGUUCCCGGAAAUCUCUCCAAACCCAAAGACCCCUGUUGAACUCACUUUCUUCCCUCUCUUGCACUGCCAAGACAAACCCUUGUUCUAUGGCCGCAGGUCUACCAACAGCCUUUCUCUGGACAUGUUAGGCGAUGAACAGUUCCUUGAAUUCAUACUUUGAAUACCUGACGCCCGUUAAGAUGCCUUUUCUCGUCCUUCAUUCCUGGUGCAACUGAACUCACAGGCUGCCAAUGCAUGAAUAUGUAUUUUAUGUGUGGUGGUGAUGAAAAUGAGGGUGUGCCUGAAUUUCCAGAGACAUUACUGAAGAUGACGGAACGCUCACUCCUCCUGGAAAAGUUCUGGAUUAGACAACAGAUCCAAUCAAGCAAUUUCAAUAUCUGUAAACCAAGCAUAUUUAUUAAUGUUGUAUAUUGUGUUCACACACUACUUGCACUAUUUUAUUAUAUUCCAUCUUCUUAAAGCAAAUGCAUUUUAAUAAUUUUUACUGUACCUUGUAAAGUUUUGAAAUGUUAAUGCGAUACAUUUGAAAUACAUGAUUGGUUUAUUUUAACGUUAACACCUUAACUGCAGUGUGCUCCUAUAUUCCUUUAUCCUUUAUUUUUUUUAACCAUGUUUGACAAUGUACUCUAUUUUUGUAUAGUGUGCUCUGCCAUGCGUUUCCUAUUAGUCUCCCACAGCAAUGUACCUGCUGGUGUGGAAAAUUGAUUGAAGCUCUUUACGGCUGGUAAUGCAUUCAUCCAAAGCUUCCCCCGUUUCCUAUUCUCCUCCCGCUUUUCAUAAUUACUACAGAAAAGUAUUAAUUGUAAAGCGCUAUUUCUGUAAGCUGUCGGUGUGUAAUGAAUCUGCAGUAUCUGCCGUGUUAUAUAAGCCACAGAACAAAGAGACAUUCAGUCAGCUUUGUUUUGACAUUAUUUUGUGGACGAUAAUUGCAAAAAAACUGUUGUCUUUAGCCAAUAUGAGCUCACUGGAAAAGAAUGUCGGCCCUUAAAUGCAGAGCUAUUUUUCCAAUUGUGAAUGAAAAACUGACCAGAGUUAAAUCACUAUACUGAACAAUUAUUUUUUUAUCUAAAGCACUGUUUUGUUUUUUUAUCAUAGUGAAAAUAAAUUCUUAAUGCCACAAAAUAAAAACUUUUUUGUUGUGAUA
Molecule: messenger RNA, 3010 nt
Organism: Platichthys flesus (European flounder)
Lineage: Eukaryota; Metazoa; Chordata; Actinopteri; Pleuronectiformes; Pleuronectidae
Exons: 14
Coding region: 263-2026 (587 amino acids)
Biological process (GO): positive regulation of hippo signaling
Cellular component (GO): cytoplasmic side of apical plasma membrane; cytoskeleton
Source: RefSeq, a predicted model, not a curated record